AUGUCUUCGGGGACCCUAUAUGUCAGGGACUCGCGAACUGACAUAAAAUAUGAGAUACCAAUACGACGGAACGCUGUUGCAGCCACCGAACUCAAGAAAAUAAAGGCGCCUGCAGUAGGUACGAACCGAGCUGAUCAGGCUUCAAGCGGACUCAGGGUGCAUGACCCAGGGUUGCUGAACACUACGGUGAUCGAAUCUGCUGUUAGCUUCUCAGACCAUGAUCGAGGACUCCUUCUCUUCCGUGGAUAUAGUUUGGAGGAGCUAUGGAACAGCGACUUUGAGGACAUGUUAUAUCUGCUAGUAUGGGGGUCAUAUCCGACAGCAUCCCAAAGAGAGGAUAUUCGUUUCCAGUUAGCGAAAUAUAUGCUAGCCGUGCCCGACAGCGUUCGGAAGACAAUACAAUCUAUGUCAAGCACUACUCCUCCACUGGCACUCAUGUUGACGGGCCUCUCUGCGUAUUUAGCCUGUCUACCACGUUCAAUCCCCGCGUCAACAUCCGCGCACCUGUAUCAGGGUAACCGGGACAACGUCGACCAUGCUGUCCUACGUACUGUUGCCGGGUACGCGGUCGUGUUUGGAAUCGUCGCCAGUCACCGACGGAAGACUGAAUUUACCCUGCCGUCAUUAGAAAAAAAGUACUGUGAGAAUCUGUUUACCAUGGCCGGUCUCGUGGAUCCUGCAACGGGAGUCCCUGAUGCUGUCAAGGUGUCAUGCUUCCGUCGGUUUUCCAUGCUCAAUGCUGAUCAUGGAAUGGCGCUGACUGUAUUCUCUGCACUCGUAACGGCGUCCUCUCUAACAGACCCUAUUUCAUGCCUCAUCACAGCUGUAACAUCAGCCUGGGGACCACUCCACUUCGGCGCAACCGAGUCGAGUCAGCGUUCCCUGGCGGAGAUUGGAACGGUGGACAGGAUUCCUGCCUUUCUAGAGCAAGUCAAACACAGACGAAAGAAAUUAUUCGGCUACGGUCACCGCUGCUAUAAGGGUGUUGAUCCACGAGUUCGCCCAAUCCGAUCAAUUUUGCAAGACCUACCAUCCACACGUCUCCUCAAAUUGGCCGAGGCAAUUGAACAGGCUGCAUCCGCAGAUGACUACUUCCGCAACAGGGGUCUAUACCCAAAUGCGGACUUCUAUGGGAACUUUGUUUUCACUGGCAUUGGAAUCGAGCUCGAGAUGAUCCCGGCAGCCAUGAUAGCGCAGCGAAUCAUUGGUAUCAUGGCGCACUGGCGCGAGUACAUGCGUGAGUUCAAGCGGCCCCAGUUCCCGCUCCCGAUACAACGGUGCUAUCUCGGUUGA
Aspergillus versicolor CBS 583.65 is the source of this 1293-nucleotide messenger RNA. Its product is annotated as putative citrate synthase. The record is from RefSeq and is a predicted model, not a curated record. Gene Ontology annotation, cellular component: mitochondrial matrix. Gene Ontology annotation, biological process: carbohydrate metabolic process; tricarboxylic acid cycle. Lineage: Eukaryota; Fungi; Ascomycota; Eurotiomycetes; Eurotiales; Aspergillaceae. Bases 1 to 1293 code for a protein of 430 amino acids. The transcript is spliced from 4 exons.